UUUUCGUAGGAUUUGUGUUUGAAGUCAAAAGUUGCAAAUCCAGGCAGGCACGAAAGUUAUUUGCAAUUUGGCCAAUUAGAAUAAUUAAUUAGAUAAUUUGUUUAAACGAUCGUUAACUUCGUCAAGUCUGGUUAGUAGGACAGCUUUAAAUUCAAAAUUUAAGUUAAAUUGGGUAUCAACUUAUUUGGUUAAAUGUGCUGAAAGAAAGUAGAUUUAUCUUAUUUUUCCUGCUAAAUUAAUUAAAUUGUAAUAAUUUAACGGAAUAAUUAAUUGGAGAUCAGUAAGUUAUAGUUUGUCUAACUGCUGAGGAAUUUGAAAUUAUGCUCAUUAUCGUCCUCCUCCGGUUCUUCAGGGUCACAAUAAUUGGAGGUCUAUAUUUAAAUUUUAAUUAAGUUAUAGUUCGUCUACCGACGUUUUAAUUGACAAUUAAAAAAAUGGCGUCUUCUUCCGGUCCGACCAAUUCACUUCCUCGUUUUCGAAAUUUGAGCGAAUGUAUGGAUUAUGACGCCGAACUGGCGGAAUUGCACGAGCAACGUCAACGUGAAUUGAGCCGAACAGCGGCACACAUGUUAAUCACCCCCCACACCGAUAAGCCAAGACUGCUCGCGCUGCACGAAGAAUACGUGCGACUCGGUGGUCCUCAAGGUUAUCGCGAUAGUGACGAGGACACCGAGGACGCCUCGGAGGAUGGCGACAUUCGCGAUGUGCGAAAUCCAUUUUUCACCGGGGGAAAUAACAACAACGUUCCGGGGGGAUCAACGUCGGCUGGUUUGCUGCAACCUUACUCGCACGGAAUGGGGGGAGGAGGAGGGAUGGGGGACAGUGGGGGUGGUGUGGUUGCAGAAGUGGAUGAAAAUCAGAGGAAAUUGAAGGAAGAGGCCUACUUUGAUAAGCUGAACUUGAUUAAGGGUCAACUUGAAGAGUUGGAAGCGCUCGACCACCCCGACUACAUUCAAGGCUUGGAGAAAUUGAGGAGGGAAUGUGACAAAAGGAUGGAGAUGAACACUGCUUCCACCGAGUAUGACAUGAUGUGCAUCGAGAGAGACUUUUCCGCAGAGCAGAAGCUUAUCGGGAGAGAGUUUGAGGACAAAAAGAUCGAACUCAGAGAGAGUUUGAUUAGUGAAUUGGAAGAAAAGAAGAAGCAAAUUGAGAUGGAACGUUACUCCUUCGAGCUGACAUCCGACCCUACCGAAGUCAAGCCGAUAAACACCCGGAAACUGCGCCGCCGUCCAAAUGACCCCGCUCCACAACCGGAGCGGAGGAAAAAAGUGCCCCAAUUUCAGGUCACGUUCCUCCUCGAUGAACCCGAAGUUGACGACGACUUGAAAUCGAUCCGAUGCCAUCUGCAGGGCGGGGGCGGUGGUGGAGGAGGCAGCGGUCGUGGCGGAGGUGCUACGUCCGGAAAGGGGAAAAAGUCUGACGGUUAUAACAGAAAAGUUUCUCGAAAUAAUUUAGCGGCCGCAAUAGAAACGGAUUACUCGGCGGAAGGAUCUCAUUCUGAUUCGAGGAUUGAGGAUGGGAAACUGUUUUAUGAGAAGCGAUGGUUCCACCGUGGUCAACCCGUCUUCGUCGAGGGUCAAGGAGUGUCCAAGGUUGGGGGCGUUAUUUGCAGCAUCAGUCAGGACUUGGUCUGGGUGCGUAAAGUUAACGACCAAACGAAAAUCCGGGUUCCGAUUUCAUCCCUGCAAAAGGGGAAGCUCUUUAUUAAACGGAGAGCAAACUAACUCCAUAUUUUUGAUGUAUUUGUACUUCGUAUUUUUUGUACUCUUUGUAUUUCUAAUUACUCCGAAUUUUGUUAUUAAUGAAUACUUAGCAAGAUAAGUAAUUAUCGAGAUAAUUAUUAUAUUAAUUAUAAUUAUUCUCUAUUUAUUAGCUCUAGCCAGAUUUGUCUUACACUUUUGAUUCAUUCAAAUUAAUUGACGAAAAGAUCGACACAUGUUUUGUACUUACAUAAACAAAUAUAUCUGUAUUUAGGCAUUGUAUAAACUUUAUAAAAAAUCGGAUGUAUAAGAAAGAAAUACAAACUGGAAAAAUUGUUCAUGAGAUUAUGACGUUUAAA
Molecule: messenger RNA, 2059 nt
Organism: Folsomia candida
Lineage: Eukaryota; Metazoa; Arthropoda; Collembola; Entomobryomorpha; Isotomidae
Product: sin3 histone deacetylase corepressor complex component SDS3
Exons: 7
Coding region: 435-1724 (429 amino acids)
Biological process (GO): negative regulation of transcription by RNA polymerase II
Cellular component (GO): Sin3-type complex
Molecular function (GO): histone deacetylase binding
Source: RefSeq, a predicted model, not a curated record